Oryza brachyantha (malo sina) is the source of this 1881-nucleotide messenger RNA. Its product is annotated as berberine bridge enzyme-like Cyn d 4. Lineage: Eukaryota; Viridiplantae; Streptophyta; Magnoliopsida; Poales; Poaceae. The transcript has a single exon. The coding region runs from base 76 to 1629 and encodes 517 amino acids. Gene Ontology annotation, molecular function: oxidoreductase activity; FAD binding. The record is from RefSeq and is a predicted model, not a curated record.
UGCAUCGAUAUUCGAUCGAGUUGCUGCAAGCAGCAGCAGCAGCAGCUGGCGAACGUUGCAUGCACGACGGCAAGCAUGGCGGCCAUGUCGCGAAGCUUAGCCCUAGCCUUCUUCUUCUUCUUCUUCCUCUGCUCUGCCUCCAUCGUCUCGGCGGACGACAGCUUCCUCCAAUGCCUGUCGGCGAGCAUACCCAGCCAGCUCCUGUACACGCAAAGCUCGCCGUCGUACACGUCGGUGCUGGAUGCCGCCGUCCGGAACCCUAAGUUCCUGACGAACACCACGCGGCCGGUGUGGAUCAUCACGCCGACGAACGCCUCCCACGUGCAGGCCGCGGUGCUGUGCGGCCGCCGGAACAGCGUGCGCCUCCGCAUCCGCAGCGGCGGCCACGACUACGAGGGGCUGUCGUACAGGUCGGAGCGGCCGGAGGUGUUCGCCGUGCUUGACCUCGUCAACGUCCGCUCCGUCCGCGUCGACGCGCAGUCCGGCACCGCGUGGGUGGACUCCGGCGCGACGCUCGGGGAGAUGUACUACGCCAUCGGGAAGGCCGGUGGCCAGAUCGCGUUCCCCGGCGGCCUGUGCCCGACCGUCGGCGUCGGCGGGCAUUUCAGCGGCGGCGGUUUCGGCAUGCUGCUGCGCAAGUACGGCCUCGCCGCCGACAACGUCAUCGACGCCGUGCUCGUCGAUGCCAAGGGCAGGCUCCUCGACAAGAACUCCAUGGGGAGCGACGUCUUCUGGGCCAUCCGCGGCGGCGCCGGCGAGAGCUUCGGCAUCGUGCUGUCGUGGAAGGUGAAGCUCGUGGCCGUCCCGCCGACCGUCACGGUGUUCAACAUCCCGGUGACCGUCAACAAGGGCGCCAUCGACGUCCUGACCAGGUGGCAGGCCGUCGCGCCGGCGCUCCCCGACGACCUGUUCAUCCGCGUCCUCGUCCAGGGACAGACGGCCAGCUUCCAGUCCCUGUACCUGGGCACCUGCGACGCGCUCCUGCCGGUGAUGCGCAGCCGGUUCCCGGAGCUGGGCAUGAACCGCUCGGACUGCAAGGAGAUGACAUGGAUCAAGUCCGUGCCGUACAUCUACCUCGGCAGCAGCGCCACCGUGGAGGACAUCCUCAACCGGACCAUCUCCAUGGACACCUCCAACAAGGCCACCUCCGACUACGUCCGGCAGGUCAUCCCCAAGGACGUGUGGACCACCAUCUUCGGCUGGCUCGCGCGGCCCAACGCCGGGCUCAUGAUCCUCGACCCCUACGGCGGCCAGAUCGGCAGCGUGCCGGAGUCGGCGACGCCGUUCCCGCACCGCGGCGGCGUGCUGUACAACAUCCAGUACAUGAACUUCUGGAGCGCCGGUGGCUCCGGCGACGCGCAGCGGGCGUGGAUCAGUGACUUCUACGCGUUCAUGGCGCCGCACGUGAGCAGCAGCCCGAGGGAGGCGUACGCCAACUACAGGGACCUCGACCUCGGCGAGAACGUCGUCGGCGCCGGCGGCGUCAGCGGCUACGACGCCGGCAAGGUCUGGGGCGAGAAGUACUUCAGGGGCAACUACCAGCGGCUCGCCAUGGCCAAGGGCCAGAUCGAUCCCGACGACUACUUCAGGAACGAGCAGAGCAUCCCGCCGCUCGUCUCCGGGAAGUGAUCGGCGACGACCGAGCUGCCGUACGUACGUGCGUGCGUCUACAUGCCAGUUGAUCGAUCAGUCAAACUAGCGGUAGCUGUAAAUUUACAUUGUGUGGCGCACAUGGUAGCCAAGCUUAUACGUUUCUCAGUUUUACUGUAUUUAUCUCUAUCUCUUUUCCAUUACAUUUAAUUUAUGCAGUGGAUGUACUAUGUGAAAGAACGAGCUUGAUGCAUGCUCCAUUUGUUCUAUGCUUGUAACGAGUUCAAAUAA